This is a messenger RNA of Nomia melanderi (Alkali bee), 2734 nucleotides long. RefSeq names its product regulator of MON1-CCZ1 complex protein bulli (gene Bulli). Gene Ontology annotation, biological process: regulation of autophagy. Lineage: Eukaryota; Metazoa; Arthropoda; Insecta; Hymenoptera; Halictidae. Gene Ontology annotation, molecular function: protein binding. The record is from RefSeq and is a predicted model, not a curated record. Gene Ontology annotation, cellular component: late endosome membrane; lysosomal membrane; Mon1-Ccz1 complex.
UUCAGAGUGUUGUCGCAAAUGACAUUAGAUGCAAAUAAGUAUGCACAUAAGUAAGUACUUAGGUAUUUACCCGUCUAAUAUUUAGGUACUUAUUACUUAAAAAGCUUUUAUCAUUAUUUGUAUGGCGUCUUACAGCGGACAGUACAAAUAUUUAACAUUUGAUACGUGUAUCAGUCUAUUCAAUAACUUAAUUUUACUAAAAUAAAUAAUUAGUGAGAAAUAAGUGUCUCCUAAUUGCGGGAAUAAUAGAAUACGCGACUGUUUGCUCCUGAAAUAUAUUUAUAGAAAAGAGAAAAAACAAACGGAAAGGAAAGAGAAGAGAAGACUUGGUUUGCCUUUUUUUACAGAAUUCUAGAUUGCAGUAAAGUUUUAUGUAAUAAAGAUAACAGUGUGUAAUGGUGUAACAUGGCAGUUGAAGAGCAAGAGGCAAACGAUGAUUAUUAUUUGGAACUGUCCGCUGAUCCAAUCAAGUUUGAGUCAGUCAGCUGUCUUACCAAUGUCUUUUUCGAUGAUUCUAAACAGCAGGUAUUUGCUGUUCGAUCGGGAGGUGUAGCAAGCGUGUUAGUAAAAGGUCCAAAACAAAACUUAAACUUUCGAAUGGAAGACAAAGGACCUGUGAUCUCUAUUAAGUUUUCACCUGAUAUGAAUAUAUUAGCGAUACAACGUACCAAUUCAUCGGUUGAAUUCGUUAAUUAUUCUCCUGUCAUUGGUUUAGAUAACAUAGAGUAUUCACAACCAUGCAAAGGAAAAAAUGCCACUAUAUUAGGUUUUGUUUGGACUCAUGGAAAUGAAAUACUGUUUGUUACUGAUUAUGGAGUGGAGUUAUUUCAAGUAAAUCCAGAGAAACGAAAUGUCAGAGCUUUAAAGUGCUUGAGUUUAGGAGUGAACUGGUUCGUUUAUUGUCCACAAAGCUAUUUGGUAUUGUUAUCAUCCGGUACAAUGGGGAAUCAAAUGCAAGCAUUACAUGUAACUCCUGGAAAUCUUCAUAAAUUGACCAAAUUUGAAAUGGAACCUGGUGCAACGAAACCGGGAAAAUUAGCGGUCUGCGAGAGAGACGUAGCACUGGCAGUUUUGUACGGAAUGCCUUGUAUUAUUUUAUUACGUCAUCAACCGGGUACGAAUCGUUCAAUGGGAACUGCAUCCGUCUACGUGUACACCGUUCACAAGAUGACUACAAUCAAGCGGAGUCAUAUUUUGCAGCUUGAUGUAAGCGGUAGAUUCGCCAUUAACGUUGUAGACAAUCUUAUUAUCGUUCAUCAUCAAGCUUCAAAGACUUCUAUGAUCUUUGACAUUAUGUUGCCGGGAGUGAGUGAUGGAACUGUAAUACACCACAGCAGCGUAGCAUCGGCAAAACCCAUUAAACCGUGCAGUUUAAAAGUACCAGGAGCUACUUUGUUAGAGCAUACAUAUCAACCUUGCCAAUUAUAUUCACCAAAUUGGGUUGUCUUUCAGCCAAAUAUUGUAAUAGAUGUAAAGCUAGGUUGCUUAUGGUAUGUAGAACUGAAGCUAGAAGCAUUGGUGAAACUGAUUACAGACAAAGUGCUACUGGUAGAAUUUUUAAUGCAACGAACGAACGCGAAACAGGUAUUAAUACAGGUGUUGCAAAAUUUCAUGAUGCAGUUACCCGUUAGUUUGAUGGAUAUGCCGACGAUAUUCGACAAAUUAAAUUCCGUGUAUCGGAAUUAUCUAGAAAGCGAAAUUCAAAGUCAGAUGGGAACUCCUUUACAAAACAAUGUGAGAAACAUUGGCGCACCGGCUGAAAAUUAUAAGUACAAACUUCUACUUGAUCAAAGCGAUAUGUACAGUUACAUAUUAUCAAAAUUUUCUGAAAAUACGAUUGAACCAAAAAUGAUUGUAUGGGUUCUCUUGGAAUACAUCAGAUCGUUGGCAGAGCACGGAAUACCCGUGCAGCAUUACUUACAUGAGUUGGUGAUUACAACAUUAGUGCAGCGGAAAGCGUACUAUCAACUUCAUCAGUUGUUGCAGUAUCAUGUAGUCGCUGAUUCAAAGCCUUUAGCAUGUCUUUUGCUUUCAUUAGAAAAUCUUUAUCCAGCUGCCCAUCAGCUCGCCUUGGAUAUGCUGAAAAGAUUGGGGAAUGCGCAUGAGGAAAUAAUCGAAGUUCUUCUCUCAAAAGGACACAUUUUACAAGCGCUACGUUAUGUCCGAUCCGUUGGUAUGGUUGAUCAAGUUUCCGCCAGGAAACUUUUGGAAGCGGCAAAAAAUACAGAGGAUGCCACCUUGUUUUAUUCGGUUUUCAAAUUUUUCGAACAACGUAAUUUAAAGUUGCAUAACACAACGGCUUUUGCGAAAGGAGAACACUGUCAGGCUUAUAUUCAACACUUCAAAUGUCUGUUUUAUGGAACUGAUAACGGAUGUAAUUCAGACACCAAUUCCAAUGUCACUACCAUUUCUUCUUGAAUGAUAUUUACAUAACCACAGAGGAACGUUAUAAUACAAAAGAUGGUGCUAGGACAAAAUAAUGGCGCCACAAUAGGUUCACGUAUGAUUCGAGGACAAAGACACGAUGAAUUAAGACAGGAAGAGCAAGGAAUUUCAACGUUUAGUAAUAAAAAUAUUUGUCUUUUUUAUAGCUUGUUUUUAUAACGCGCUCGAAAUCGUGUAGUAGAUGGAUCGAAUUUAUGUAUGCACGACGAAGAAGAAUAUUGUUGCAUUCCGAGAGAAUGCAGGAGAUCGCUUUGUGCUUACAGUUUAGAGGAACAAAUGGUCAGAAAAU